This is a messenger RNA of Racocetra persica, 831 nucleotides long. Lineage: Eukaryota; Fungi; Glomeromycota; Glomeromycetes; Diversisporales; Gigasporaceae. The record is from the annotation of a GenBank genome assembly.
AUGAUUAAAUUUUGGCAUGAUGGUAAUAUUCAUAAUCCACCAAGAGGUGCCUCUACAAUUUUUAAGGAAGGGUACGCCAACUACAUUUUUAAAUAUAUUCCUAAAGAUGAAGUAAGAAUAAGUGUAGGUGCAGUGCCGAAUAGUCCACCUCACUUUGGUACCAUAAUUACCUUCUCACUUGCUUUUUCUCUUGCUCAACGAUUAGAAAAACUUGGUAAAAUUGUGACAGUUAUAGUUGGAAUGGUAGACACAAUAGCUUUAGAUACAGAUAUAUAUAGUUUUAAUGAUGUUGAAUACCAAAAAGUAUUGCUUAUACUGGAGAAAGCCCCGGAAAUAAUUAUGAAAUUAAUAAAUGAGCGAGAAAAAGUUGGACAAUCAUUAUUUCCCUCAACGAAGUGUCUCGCAUUAAGGAUGGCUUGUCCUCAAUGUGGCUUGGCAGACAAAUCUGGAAUAAAAAAUUGUUAUAAUGAUAAUAUAAUUAGUUUUUUUUGCCCUAAUCAUGGCUGGUAUUCAAUUGAUAUAGAAAAAGACGAUUUGCAAACAUUGCAGUAUGAAACUCAAUUAAGAAGUUUAGUGAGAGGUUUAUUAUACACUGAGGAUAAUAAAGACAAAGAUCCCUUAGUACUUGAUUGGGCAAGGGUUAAAUUAUCAAAAUCAAUUCUUGUUAAAGGAGGCUACAAGUAUUUGACUAAGCAGGAAAUAGAUUAUUUUAUUCAUUAUAGAAAAUUUAAUGAAAAGUUUGAUAGAAAAGGAUUAGAAAUUUUAUUUGAUGAAGUAAAUCUCUGGUUGGAUGAACCACAUAAACUAUUUAGAAAAAUUUCUCUAUCAGAU